UUUUUGGAGAGGAAGAUAAAGAGGAGGUGACUAGAGCUGCAGAACAGCUGAUGGGGAAAGGAAAGCCAAAUUUCACCCCGGAGCAGCCAAGCCCGUGCUAUGGGAACACUGUCCCCUCCGUUACUAAUUGCUGCAGCUCAGCAAAACCUUAGAAGAGGGAAGAAGAAAGGUUUAUCUCCUGCUGGGUGUUUGCACCUGGCUGGGGAGAUCUUAGCUGUAGCUUCUGGACUGAAGCCUGCUUUCCUGUACGAUUAUAAUGCAGUCGGAGUCGAGCAGGUCCGGGACUACUUGCGGCAGGUCCAGGACAUCGGCCUGACGAGGCAUCCGCUGCACCUCCUCAGCAUUGCAGACAAUAUUUUGAUUCUCAACCUGGAGAAGACGGUGCUGCAUUUGGAGUCGCUGCUGCUCAGGAGCAAAGUCCUCCUCGUUGAUGUCUCUGCGUCUAGGGAAUGCCCCCGACUUUGUGAGCCAGAACAAGUGGACUCUCUAAAAGGCCACGUUUCUGAUCUACUGGCUCAUGUCAAAGCAGUGGAGAGAGUCGCAUCCCAGCCGGUCUCCACCAGUCAGAUCUUCUCUGCUGAUUGGAAUCUGUGCACCGUGUUCGGUGUCCUCCUGGGCUACCCUGCUUCCUAUGUCUUUAAUGCAGAGAAGGGAUUUGAAAACUGUUUGUCUCUGACUCCACUGAGAGUUUUCACUGUCCAGGCCUCUUGCCCUCGGAUAAGUAAGGAUCUCAGAGUCCACAUUUAUUCCUUCAGUGUCCCAGAGAACCUGUAUCCUGCUAUGAAGGAGGAGCUGGACUUAUGGUGUGGACGUAUGAAAGAUCUGUUCAGCUCACAGAGUGACUUUGUGAAUGUCUUAGUUUCAACAGAGGUGGUUUCCCUGGCUGCUGUUGCUCUGUAAACACAGUGACGUUCGUUAUCCCUCAGUUUGGAGGGAUGGGUAGGGGAUACCAGGUCCCUGCGGUUCAGCCCUAAAGCCCAGAACACCUUACCACGGGCUUGGCCGAAACAGAGGCUCAAAAUACGGGCAGUGGUAAGGGGAGUGUGCUAACCUGCUGAUCCUCUACUUCCCCUUAUCGCUUGUGGCUUAAGUUUUUUCCCUUUCCUAGGAAUGCACGCCUGAAUUUAAGUACCCACAGCUGUCACAGUCUGUCCCCACACAGCAGAUCUGAAUGGUAAGCUGCUCAACUUGGCAGCCUCUCCCAAGUGCAACUGAAGUUGGUCCCAUUCCCUAUUCUAGCUCCCUUGAUGCUCUGCACUUGCUCCCAGUGGUGGUCUGCCUGGAAGAAUAAGAACGUGGAAACCCUGACUUGUUCUAGGUUUUCCACUAGUUCCACUUGGUGGGUCUCAGUCUG
This is a messenger RNA of Gavialis gangeticus (Gharial), 1354 nucleotides long. It is a transcript of the gene CUNH1orf74, whose product is annotated as chromosome unknown C1orf74 homolog. Bases 100 to 900 code for a protein of 266 amino acids. Lineage: Eukaryota; Metazoa; Chordata; Crocodylia; Gavialidae. The transcript is spliced from 2 exons. The record is from RefSeq and is a predicted model, not a curated record.